AUGUCGACCAGAACGCCAUUGCCCACUGUGAAUGAGCGCGACACCGAGAACCAUACGUCUGUGGAUGGCUACCCUGACCCGCCGACCCCGCCCACCAAGUCUGGCAGUCGGCAGAGCCUCCCGCGAUGUCGUAACUCGGUGGCGUCCACUUCUGAUGAGCAGCCUCACAUUGGCAACUACAGACUGCUCAAGACCAUCGGCAAAGGCAACUUUGCCAAAGUGAAGCUUGCGCGUCAUGUUCUGACUGGACGAGAGGUUGCUGUAAAGAUUAUAGACAAGACACAGUUAAACCCCACCAGUCUACAAAAGCUCUUCCGUGAAGUGAGGAUUAUGAAGAUCUUGAAUCACCCUAAUAUAGUUAAAUUAUUUGAGGUCAUUGAGACUGAGAAGACGCUUUAUUUAAUAAUGGAGUACGCCAGUGGAGGUGAGGUAUUCGACUACUUGGUUGCACAUGGGAGAAUGAAGGAGAAGGAGGCAAGAGCAAAGUUUCGUCAGAUUGUCUCUGCAGUGCAGUACUGUCAUCAGAAGAGCAUAGUGCACAGGGACCUUAAGGCUGAGAACUUGCUCUUGGAUGCAGAUAUGAACAUAAAGAUCGCUGACUUUGGCUUCAGUAAUGAGUUCACCAUAGGCAGUAAGCUGGACACGUUCUGUGGCAGUCCUCCGUACGCUGCUCCAGAGCUCUUCCAGGGGAAGAAGUACGACGGCCCAGAGGUGGACGUCUGGAGCUUGGGGGUCAUCCUCUACACCCUCGUCAGUGGCUCGCUGCCUUUCGAUGGACAGAACUUAAAGGAACUCAGAGAGAGAGUGCUGAGAGGAAAGUACCGUAUUCCAUUCUACAUGUCCACAGACUGUGAAAACCUACUGAAAAAACUGCUCGUGCUGAACCCAGGCAAACGAGGCAGCCUAGAGCAAAUAAUGAAAGAUCGCUGGAUGAAUGUGGGUCACGAAGAGGAGGAACUGAAGCCCUACACAGAACCUGAGCCCGACUUCAGUGACACCAAACGGAUAGAGUUAAUGAUCACAAUGGGCUUUCCUAAGGAUGAGAUUACAGACUCAUUAGUGGGUCAGAAGUACGAUGAGGUUAUGGCCACUUACCUUCUUCUGGGCAGGAAACCUCCUGAGUUUGAAGGUAGCGAGUCCCUCUCCAGCACAAACCUCUGUCAGAGAUCACGACCCAGCAGUGACCUCAACAACAGUUCCACACACACCACUCAGUCACCAGCUCACUCUAAGGUCCAGCGAAGCAUAUCAGCUACACAGAAACAGCGUCGCUUUAGUGACCACGUUGCCCCUUCCAUACCUUCUGCAGUCUCCUACACCAAAAGGGCACAGGCUAACAGCGUGGAGAGCGAUAAAAAAGAGGAGUGGGACGCGUCGCGCAAACUGCCCUCCUCCAGCUCUAAAGGAGACAUGCCAGCGUCCCCACUGGUCGCCCAGGAACGCAGGAAGUCCUCCACAGCCUCAGGGAACAGCGCUGCAGGCGGGAUGAUGCGGAGGAACACGUAUGUGUGUGAACGCUCCAGCACUGAUCGUUACUCAGCCAUUCCCAAUGGCAAGGACAGCAGCCUGACUGAGAUGUCUGCGUCGGCCAGUGGAUCGUCCACGUCUCCGGGUGCUUCCUCCGCCCUGGCCUCCACACGGCCUCGUCACGUCAAGUCCAUGUCAGCCUCAGGCCACCCCAUUAAAUCCCCCCUCCCUCCCAUCGACGACAACACCGAGUAUAAGGGCUCCAGCUCUAGUUCCCGUGCCCCGGCGGCCUCUCCGUCUGCCCACAGUAUCAGCAGCGUGACCCCCGACCGAACUCGCUUCCCGCGUGGCAGCUCCAGCCGCAGCACCUUCCACGGUGCCCAGCUGCGCGACCGUCGCAGCGCCACCUACAACGGCCCUCCGGCCUCGCCCACGCUCUCCCACGACACGGGCGCCCUCGCUCAGGCUCGACGGGGCACCUCCACGGGCAUCAUCAGCAAGAUCACGUCCAAGUUUGUCCGCAGAAGUGGUUCGGGGGAACCGAAAGACGACUCCAAGCCUCGCUCGCUGCGCUUUACCUGGAGCAUGAAGACCACCUCCUCCAUGGAUCCCGGUGACAUGAUGCGAGAGAUCCGCAAGGUGCUAGACGCCAACAACUGCGACUACGAACAACGCGAACGCUUCCUGCUCUUCUGCGUCCACGGCGACGCGCGUCAGGACAGCCUGGUCCAAUGGGAAAUGGAGGUGUGCAAAUUGCCCCGCCUCUCACUCAACGGGGUGCGCUUUAAACGGAUCUCCGGUACUUCCAUCGCCUUUAAGAACAUCGCAUCCAAAAUUGCCAACGAGCUCAAACUAUGA
Molecule: messenger RNA, 2325 nt
Organism: Chanos chanos (milkfish)
Lineage: Eukaryota; Metazoa; Chordata; Actinopteri; Gonorynchiformes; Chanidae
Gene: mark1
Product: MAP/microtubule affinity-regulating kinase 1
Exons: 17
Coding region: 1-2325 (774 amino acids)
Biological process (GO): protein phosphorylation; intracellular signal transduction
Cellular component (GO): cytoplasm
Molecular function (GO): ATP binding; protein serine/threonine kinase activity
Source: RefSeq, a predicted model, not a curated record